Fusarium fujikuroi IMI 58289 is the source of this 2079-nucleotide messenger RNA. RefSeq lists its product as uncharacterized. Lineage: Eukaryota; Fungi; Ascomycota; Sordariomycetes; Hypocreales; Nectriaceae. The transcript is spliced from 3 exons. Bases 1 to 2079 code for a protein of 692 amino acids. The record is from RefSeq and is a predicted model, not a curated record.
AUGGCGAUCCCACGAGAAUCCAUGUUCCUCCCGACUAUCAAAUGCUCGUCGUGUAAUCGGGAGGUGGAAAUUUCUAUGAUGGGGGACCAUGUUUGUGCACCACCAGCGCCCGAACUUUCCCCUCCACCAGAACGAUAUGAGGCGUACACACCAUAUAGUCCAGCAUCUCCUGAGAAACCAGGGCGCAUACCUUCAUCAUUAGAUGUCAAUGCCGCCAACCAUCCGUUUCUGCGCCAGGGACAACUGACACCAAAUAGUGAGCCGCGCAGCACAUCGCCAAUUAACGAAAUGGAGUGCUUCUUUGAUGACGUCCCAACACCACAUGAGGAUGAUUUGAUUCUACCAUCGCCGCGCCCCGUCGAUCGUCCUGGGGCUUAUGGAGGCUUUGGCGAGAAGAAGCAUGGGCCGGACUUCCAGCCUCGUUCUAUCAGCCCCAACGGAGGAGUUAACAUGACCUUGUUCAAGAGAAUGGAUACGAUCGCCCCAGGACCAUUUGAUACUAUUCGCAGUCCCUCAGCGCUGUCACCGUCUUUUCCCAAAGAAAUAACCGAAGGCGGCGACAAGUCAGAUGACUUCCUGAGUGCAUCGCCAAAGGAUUAUUUUAAUUCUCGCAGAUCUGCAUCCCCCACAGAUAACAGCAGCAGCAGUCCGUCCGCCCCCCCUCAAAGACCGACGAGAGAUGAUUACGAAGGGUUUGGUCGUCCUUCGACAGCUGAAGCGAGACUUCAGCCUCAGCCUUUGGGAAUGAUGAAUCGCUCCGACACAUUUCCCAAGCUGGGUGUUCGAUCGGAACCUCCAUUACGAACUCCUUCUGCACCAGGUACGAAGCCUGAGCGCAAGGCAGCUGGUGGCCUUGGUCAUGCAUCCAAGCCAUCCAUGGGGCCUGAUACUUCGCGAGCCCCGCCGCCUCGCAAGAGUCUCCUGCAUCCGUCAAAAUCUAGCAAAUAUUCAGGGUCCGUCGAUCUCGCUGCCGAAUUCGGUGUGAAUAACCCCUAUCACACACCGUCAGACUCGACGUCCUCUGGAUUUUCCACUUUCAGCCACCAGAGCCACGGCAGUUCUCAAACUAGUCAGUCAAAAUCUCUUCCCCGACGUGACCCCUCCGAUCUCUCGGCUAUGGAUGGCCUGAUGGAGGACCUCGAGAGCUCAAUGGAGGCUUUGGAGACCAAGGACCUUCAAGCUGGAACCCCUUUGCGGGCCCCUUCACGUACAAGAUCGCCUCUUGCAGAAUCGCCUCUCGAACUAUCCCCCAGAGGUGAACGACCCAGCUCUGCCACUAAAGAUGAACGCCGAAUCGAAAUGCCACUUCAGCGAAGCGAUUCACAACCGAGACCGCUUUACGCAACUUCGCCUCAGGAUCACAUUCAUUACGACAAGGCCCCAGAAUUAAUGCGUGCACAUACACUUCCUCCACCCACUGCGCCUCCCGUUCGAAAGGGAUCCCAGGAUCCCGUGCGAUCUCGCGGAAAUUGCAAAGCUUGCGGCCUAGCUAUCACCGGCAAAAGCAUCUCAUCUGCAGAUGGAAGAUUGACUGGCAAGUACCACAAGGCUUGCUUCGUCUGCACAACAUGCUCCGAGCCAUUCACAUCAGCUGAGUUCUAUGUUCUCAACGACAAACCAUAUUGCGAGCACCAUUAUCACAAACUCAAUGGCAGUCUCUGUGGAAGCUGUGAGAAGGGGAUUGAAGGGCAAUACCUGGAAGAUGAAUUUUCCAUUAAAUAUCAUAUCGGAUGUUUUCGAUGUCUCGACUGUGGCCGAUCUCUUUCUGAUGGUUACUUUGAGGUUGACGGCAAAUCAUACUGCGAAAGAGAUGCCUGGCGCCGAGUACAACAGCCUUACCCUCCUAUGAAGGCGCCUCCAGGGCGAUCACCGUCCGGCUCACGACCUCCAAUGAUGGGUCUUCCGGGCCAUCCAGCCCAGCGGAUGGGACCAGGCAUGGGCCCAGCACCAGGUAUGGGGCUUCCACGACCUCCAUAUGGCAUGCCGCCCCCCGGGAACCGGCUUGCACCCGGUCUUCCUGGACCUUCUGGUCCUCGACCGCGAAUGAACAAGCGCAACACGCGACUUGGCAUGAUGUAA